Messenger RNA from Cercocebus atys (sooty mangabey), 3553 nucleotides. It is a transcript of the gene IFT27, whose product is annotated as intraflagellar transport 27. The record is from RefSeq and is a predicted model, not a curated record. Bases 2842 to 3453 code for a protein of 203 amino acids. Gene Ontology annotation, molecular function: GTPase activity; GTP binding. The transcript is spliced from 7 exons. Lineage: Eukaryota; Metazoa; Chordata; Mammalia; Primates; Cercopithecidae. Gene Ontology annotation, cellular component: Golgi apparatus. Gene Ontology annotation, biological process: intraciliary transport.
AGCCUAACAGGAAGCUCCUAGCAAGGGAGGAACGUGUCUGCAGAGGCCCCUCCCCAGCACACCACGGAAGGACUUGAGGCUGAGACAGAAACCCAGCCGUGAGGUCUGAGCUAACUGGGGCGGCAGGGUCAGCAGGGAGGGCCGAGCAGAGAUGGGCUGAGACUCAGCCAAGGAUGUGAGGAAUGCAAGGGAGGCUGCCUGGAGACAGGAGGGAGGAGGAGCAGUCAGAGGUGACCUGUUGAAUCUGGGGACGAUGAAAAUACAUGGUGGCAUCACGAACAGAAAGCAUGGGCAAGGGGGACGACCCACUCAGGACGAGGGCAUGACAGAGCUUGGCCGUAGACAGACUGAGGUUGGAGGAACAUCCUUCAUUCUAAUGGCAACUGGCAAUGCACACAGGUUUUUGGAUAUAUAGACAAAGCUUGGGAGGGAGAGCCUGCCCUCUGUCAAAGUGACAAGAGUCAGUGGGAUGGAGUGGACUGGGAGCAGAGCGCCACCGAGGACAGGCCUAUGGGAAUGCCUACACUCGGGGGGCAUAGGGGCAGGCAGAUGGCAGGAGAACUAGGCCAGGGCAGGGUCACUGAGGCCAUGGGGACCGGACUCGGGAAGGAAGGGGUCGCUUCAGGCUGACUCACAUCCUUCAGAGACGUCAAGGAGGAUGAGAACCAAGAAAAGGCUAUCGGCCUUGGCAACUGUGAGGUCACAGGUGACCUCACAUCGUGCCCUUGCAGACGUCAUCCUCUCGGUCUUGCAGAGCCCUGCCUGCUGUCACCCGCAGGCCCAGCCCUUGCCCCUAGGGAAGCCUCCUUCCCCAGUGAACCCUCUCAUUCAUUUCUUUCCUCGAUGCUCCCCAGACGCCUUGCUUCUCAGUUUGUGCUAUUUGAAUUUGCACUUGUCAUCCUGUUGCUCUGCAAAUGUGUUUAUCAGUUAUUUCACCUCCCUGUGCUUCUGAGCCCUCAUAGCCAACACAGGCGGUUUCCUGUAAGUGUUGGUGACUGUGACUGACAGUCAGAGGAAAGAUUUAUGAAAUUAACCAGAACAAAUCUGUGAGGAAUCUCAUAAGCAGGAGGAGCCGAUUUCCAGCUGGAUUCAGGAGCAGAACUGGAGUCGGCAGGGCAGGCGCAGUCAGGGCCCAAGGAAGGAAAGCGACGCGCUCUGUUUGCUCCGAGAUGGACGGGUACCCCGUGACGGUCUAGGCUGUGGUUGCCCCAGAUGUCAUGGAAGGCUGCGGUGAGGAGGGCCUGGAGGGGCAGCAUUAAAAAUGGGUCAGAACUCAUGCCUGUAAUCCCAGCACUUUGGGAGGCAGAGGCAGGCAGAUCACCCAAGGUCAAGAAUUCACGACCAGGCUGGCCAACGUGGUGAAACCCCGUCUAUACUAAAAAUACAAAAAUUAGCUGGGCGUGGUGGUGCGCACCUGUAGUCCCAGCUACUCAGGAGGCUAAGACAGGACAAUCACUUGAACCCGGGAGGCGGAGGUUGCAGCGAGCCGAGAUCACGCCACUGCACUCCAGCCUGCGUGACAGAGACUCCGUCUCAAAACAUGAAAAGGAUCAGAAGUGGUCCCUGAGCUCUAGGAGAGGAGCAAGGCCUGGGAAGAGCAUGAGGUUGGAAUCCCGGGCAAGUUACCCAGCCUCUCUGAGCCUCAGUCUCUUCAUCUGUCAGGUGAGGUUAAUGAUACCUUGGCGGAGAAGGAAUGAAUGGGAUUGUGUGAACAGGUCCGUGAGGGGGGCUCAGCACUUGUUGGUUCCCUUCUAAGGAGUGAUGACAAAUAGAAAAGCAGGACCUGAAUAGCUCACUCAAACCUGGAGGAGUUCACAUAAAAUGAAAUGACACAAGCAUUGAAAUAAUUGUCUUACAAGAGAAAAUUAUAGGUGGGAAAAGUCAAAACUGAAAAGUGAACAGUGGCAGACUGUCGAGAAGUUGAGGAAAGAAGUGUUGAAGCCGACUGUAAAGUGGGAAGCAAAGGUGAAGAGAUGGUACCAAGUGACGCGAGUUGGAAGCCGCGGAGUGCGGGGCUGAUUUUGCUAAGCAUCCAGAGGAUGAGAAGCGCAAAGCACGUGUUCUGCCAGGGCCUGGACGGUGGAGUGCAAGUCCAUGUAAGACUCAGGAGGAAAAGAGGUAGAACAUGGAAAGAAUCGGCAUCGAAGGAGGCUCAGCAGAGUCAUGAGACGGAAAAUGGGGAGGGCAAAGGGAAAUUCAAGACGGGCAGGGAGAGCUUCCAGCACCUGUGACGGGCACAGGAGGAGCGCUCGAUUAAAUGGCGCCCAGCCAUCUUGUGAAAGGCUCAGGUCUGAGACCGAAAACUGCGACAUAAACCUUUAGUUCUGAGGGACCAGUUUCUGGGGCUGUUGAGCAGCAGAGGAAAGGGAGAUAAAGCCAGUAGGUGAGAGACGAGCUUGGAGGAGGUGACUGCUAUUGCAGAUAGAAUUGGUGGAGAGGCCCCUGGGAAGAUGAAUCCUCGGGUCACAGACGGGCACUCCGCGAUGGAGACGGAGCAUAGCAUUUGGAGAUUUCAGGAUGAUGAACAUAGCCUCAUACUUCUUGCUUCCCACAAAUGCAGAAACCCUUCCAUCCCUGACCCCCCCACCCAAAAUAGUAUUCAGGUGGAAGCUGUCAACCCAGAUUGGGUCAGUUAACAGGUGAGUCUGCCUGUCAGUGCCAGUCACACUUCUUUACCUUCAAGACUUCAAAGUAAAUUCCAGUUUGGAAGUGACAGCUUUUCCCCAUAGGGUGUGUUUCAGUGGAAGAGCGUCAGUUCCGUUUCCAGGGCCCCAGAGCCCUCCAUAAGCUCUGUUGCCUUCUGGGUCAGUUCCCGUGGAUAAAAGGCUUAGCCAUGCAGGAAUGUGCUCUGGCUGCUGUGAGGUUUGCAGAUCAGUCUCACGGACCUGUGCCCUGCCCACGGCCUCAGAACAAGUUCCUGUGAGAGGAGACCCAGCAGUGGGCAAGACCGCCCUGGCGCAGAUCUUCCGCAGUGACGGAGCCCAUUUCCAGAAGAGCUACACCUUGACAACAGGAAUGGAUUUGGUGGUGAAGACAGUGCCAGUUCCUGACACGGGAGACAGUGUGGAACUCUUCAUUUUCGACUCUGCCGGCAAGGAGCUGUUUUCGGAAAUGCUGGAUAAAUUGUGGGAGAGUCCCAAUGUCUUAUGUCUCGUCUAUGAUGUGACCAGUGAACAGUCCUUCAACAACUGCAGCAAGUGGCUGGAGAAGGCUCGGGCCCAGGCUCCAGGCACCUCUCUCCCAGGUGUUUUAGUUGGGAACAAGACAGACCUGGUCGGCAGGCGAGCAGUGGACUCAGCUGAGGCCCGGGCAUGGGCGCUGGGCCAAGGCCUGGAAUGUUUUGAAACAUCCGUGAAGGAGAUGGAAAACUUCGAAGCCCCUUUCCACUGCCUGGCCAAGCAGUUCCACCAGCUCUACCGGGAGAAGGUGGAGGUUUUCCGGGCGCUGGCGUGAACAGCUGGAGCAGAUCGUGCUGCACAACCGGAGAAGACAGAAUUACCUCUGCACUUUUAAUGUAUAAUGACGGCUUUAAAUAAAAUGAGGAGAAAAUGUC